Messenger RNA from Podospora bellae-mahoneyi, 3503 nucleotides. RefSeq names its product Nuclear import receptor (gene MTR10). Gene Ontology annotation, cellular component: cytoplasm. Gene Ontology annotation, molecular function: small GTPase binding. The coding region runs from base 1 to 2916 and encodes 971 amino acids. Lineage: Eukaryota; Fungi; Ascomycota; Sordariomycetes; Sordariales; Podosporaceae. The transcript is spliced from 6 exons. The record is from RefSeq and is a predicted model, not a curated record. Gene Ontology annotation, biological process: protein import into nucleus.
AUGGCUUCAAAUGGCGUGGAGGACGCUUUUGCCGUCGGCAGUGUGCUGCAGGCCAUGCUGACCAUGCGGAGCGGGGAUAAUGACAAGAAGAAGCAGGCCGCCGAUUAUCUGGCCAAGUUCCAGAAGUCUAAAGCCGCCUGGACAACAACAAUCUCGAUACUUCAGAGCUCGACCGAGGCCGAAGCACAGCUCUUCGCGGCAACAACCCUGAAGGGCAAGAUCACAUAUGACCUCGCAACUCAGGUGUCCGAGGGCGACCUCCCAGCCCUGCGCAGCCAGAUCCUAUUGCUGCUCAAGAAAUAUGCGCCCGGCCCUAAGCCGGUGCGGGUUCAGCUUUGUGUCUGCCUCGCAAUCUUGGCGAUCCAGAUGCAGACAUGGAAGGAUGUUUUGCCCACCGUUGUAUCAACUCUUGGGAACGACGUCACAAGCCACGCCUGCAUCCUGGAUUUCCUCCGUGUCCUUCCAGAAGAAGUCACGGAAGGACGAAAAAUCACCCUCUCUGAAGAAGAACUCUCCCAGAGGACAUCGGAACUGCUGGGGGACAAUGCUGAGCAGGUGGUGCAACUGCUUAUCAACUAUGCACAGUCUUCUCCUGCUGCGGCUACCAACCCUCAGCUUUUCGACUGCAUCAGCUCAUGGUUGCGUGAGGUGCCCGUGGGUGUUGUGGUCAGCUCUCCUCUCAUGAGUGCGGUUUUACAUGGAGUGGCCAACGACAACUCGCUUUUGGCUGCUGCUGACUGCCUUACUGUGAUUUGCCGAGAGACGAAGGAGGUGGAUGACAACCGCGAUACGAUUGCCCUCCUCCUUCCGAGGCUUCUUGAGCUCAGGCCACGCAUUCAGGCUCUCGUCGACGAGGACGAUACCGAGGGAUUCAAGGCGAUCACCCGCGUCUUCGCCGAGGCUGGUGAGUCUUGGGCCUUGCUGGUUGCUCGCGACCCUCAACACUUCCGCCCUAUUGUGGACUGCCUUCUUGAAUGUUGCGCCAGAGACAAGGAGAAGGACGUGCUCCACUAUACCUUCAACUUUUGGUACGAGCUUAAGCAGUACCUGACUUUGGACCAUUACAUGGAGGCUCGGGUGCAGCUCGUGGACGUCUUUGCCCAGCUAGUCGACAUCCUGUUGAAACAGCUCGAGUAUCCAGCAUCGGACGACCCCAACAAUGUUGACCUCUUCGACGGCGAUCGUGAGCAAGAGGAGAAAUUCAGAGAGUUCCGCCAUCAUAUGGGAGAUACGCUGAAAGAUUCCUGCGAGGUGAUGGGGGUCUCGGCAUGCCUUACCAAGGUCUACGACGCCAUCAAAUUGUGGCAGGAGAAGUUUGGAGGUCUUGCCACUCCCACUUCUGUUCCCCACUGGCAAUCGUUGGAGGCACCCCUUUUUGCCAUGCGUGCUAUGGGACGCAUGGUGGAUAAUGGUGACAGUUCUGUCCUUCCCCAAAUCUUCCCGCUUUUGGUGCAGAUCCCCGUGAGCAACGAGAAGCUUCGAUUCGCGGCCAUCAUGGUUUUCGGCCGCUAUACCGAAUGGACUGCGGCCCAUCCGGAGUUUCUCGAGUCUCAAUUCCAGUAUAUCGUCUCUUCCUUUCAAGCUGACUCGCAGGAGAUUCUGCGCGCUGCGGCUCAGUCUUUCAAGUACUUUUGCACUGAUUGUAAGACCCUGCUCAGCCCGCAGGUGAUCCAGCUGCAGGCUUUUUACGACGGCAUCCUUGACAAGCUUCCUAUGCCUAGCAAGGAGGAGGUUACUGAGGGCGUCGCUGUCGUCCUUGGUGUUCAAAAGCCAGAGGAAAUUUACCGCUUGCUCAAGCUGUACUGCGACCCCUUGAUCAACCGGCUGAUGGUCAAGGCCAACCAAGCAACGGACGAGAAAUCCAAGGUUGAUCUUGCUGAUCACAUCAACCUCCUUACUAACUUUGCACAAUACGUGGUGCCAUAUAUUCCCAGUGACCAGGAGAAUCCUGCGGUCAAGUACUGGCAAGAGGUGUUCCCGAUUCUGUCAACCAUUCUGGAUAACUUCAUCACGUUCAUCCCAAUUUGCGAGCGUGUGUGCCGGUGCUGGCGGAACAUGGUGAUUUCUUACAGAACCGCCAUCACCCCUCUUCUCGGACCAUUGGCCAACAAGUUGGCUGAAGGGUUUGCCGCAUCGAAGCAGGGGUGCUUCCUCUGGGCCACCAGUGCAGUCUUGAGGGAGUUUUCAGAGGACAGAGAACACGUCGAAGAUGGCAUUACUAACGACAUCUAUGUCUUCUUCGAGGCGCAGGCGACAAAUGUUCUCCGCACUAUGAGCGAUAUUAAGCCUAUCGAUCUCCCAGACGUCAUUGAGGACUUUUACCGCCUGCUCAUCGACGCCCUUCUUUAUUAUCCCACCAAACUUAUACCCUCUCCGCUCUUCACCCCUAUCUUUCAGGCUGCUAUUUCGGCUUUGUCCCUGGAGAAGCAGGAGCCCGUUUCGGCAGCCCUUCACUACAUCCGCGAUCUCCUCACAUACGGUGGGCCAAACCCAGCCACUUCCAGUGAUGCCCUUGGAACAGCCGGCGCCCAGCUUCGCCAGAUUGUCAAACAACUCCUGCUCGAGCAGGGCGGAGCGCUGAUUAAACAGACCAUGGCGGGCAUGAUGUUCACCUUCCCCAGCGACUGUUUCGCCGAUGGUAGCGGCGUCUUGCUGCACAUGUUCCAGCUCCUUCCUCAGGAGACAGCUGCGUGGGUUGAGAGCACCAUCCGAAUGCUUCCCGCGGGAACCGUCACGCCCGUGGAAGCCAACCGCCUUCUCAGCAAGAUUAAGGAGAAACUCAGCGGAUCAGAUUCCGACCGGAGACAGAUCCGUAUUCUGAUGCAGGACUUUACCAACACAUACCGCCGCCGGUAUGUGGCGCCUCGGGAUGGUCUAGGACAGUUGGAGGCGACCCAGUUCCACUUCUCUGGGUAGAUACGCUGCGGGUAUGGGUGGACUUAUAAGAUUGGUGUCAAGGGGGAUUCUCGUGGUGGACAAGGGGGAAACAUUUUGCGGAUUGGGAUGUGUCUGUGCAUAUAUUUUCGAAUUCGUCUCUUGGGCGCGGGAGUGGAGAAUUUAUGACGGGUGGUAUAUUAGGUAGCUGGUGGAGGGAUAUUGAAAUGCAUGCGAUGUUUUGAAGGGGGGCGAAAAGAUAACGAAAAGGAGAAGAGGAGGGCAUCAAAGGAGUGAGAAGAGACCGAAAGACAGCGGUGGGAAAGACAGUUGCAUUACGACACCUAGAUGUGAUGAGGGCCACGACGACGGAAAGCGAAGAUAAUUGAAUUGUGUGGUGGAGGAUUUAUAUGUAGAUAGUAUCAACAUCCCUAUUUUUCGACUUUUUUUGCUACCCUUUUGCUGUAUCUCCUUUUAGCCUGAAGUUUUCCCGCACUUCUUCUGUCUUUUGAUUUUGUCAUGUUUUCAUACAACCUACAAUUCUCAUCGUUUCUCUUCAAGUAUUUAUAAGACUAGGAGAAUGGUGGUAUUCGUUGCUGCAUAGGUCGAUUGGCCUUUGGGGGAGGUUG